UCUAGGCAGCUCUUCAAUGUGAGAGUUAAAAAUAGCCUACACCAGGAAGUGCGCCUCGUUUUGAAACUGAAACUGGACUCAUUCACACGUGUUUGGAUACUCGUUAUAAACAUUUGUAAUACACAUUAUGCGUGACACACCUUUAUCGAAUUGUGAGCGAGAAUUCAUUAGACAAGCAGUUGUACAAAAGAAGCGGAUUGAUGGAAGACAGCCAUUUGACUACAGAAGGAUCAGAAUCAAGUUUGGUACUGAUAGGGGAAGCUGCUAUGUUGAACUUGGCCAAACAAGGGUGUUUGCUCAGGUGUCCUGUGAGCUGUGUGAACCAAAGCCAACCAGGCCCUCUGACGGUGUCCUCUUCAUCAAUGUGGAGUUAUCUCCCAUGGCAUGUCCAUCAUUUGAAGGAAGGUCACAUGAAUUAGGUGUGGAGAUCAACAGACUUCUGGAGCGAUGUCUGAAGGAAUCACGUUGUGUAGACAUGGAGUCCCUCUGUAUCAUAUCAGGAGAAAAGGUGUGGCAGGUGAGAACAGACAUCCAUGUGUUAAAUCAUGAUGGAAAUAUUAUAGAUUGUGCUAGUAUAGCUGCCAUUACAGCACUUACCCACUUCAGGAGACCUGAUGUGACUGUUGAGGGCAGCAAUGUUAUAGUGCAUCCAGUGGAGGAGAAAGACCCAAUCCCCCUUAGUGUACAUCACAUGCCUAUCUGUGUGUCCUUCUCAUUCUACGAACAGGGAAAGUUUUUGUUGGUUGACCCAACAGACAAAGAAGAGAAAGUAAUGGAUGGGAAGAUGAUAAUAGGAAUGAAUAAACAUCGUGAAAUAUGCACAUUGCAAGUUACCGGACAAAUGUUGCUUCUCAAAGACCAGGUCCUACGCUGUUCCAACAUAGCAGUGGUGAAGGUGUCGGAGACAACAGAUCUCAUCCACAGGGCACUAGACAAUGACAGACAGGCCAGGGCGAAGGGUGAAAAGUUUGGAUACACUGAGUCUGUUGCCAUGGAUAACAUCACAACCAAUGAGAUGGAACCAGAGGAAGUGGAUGUAGAUGAUGUGGAGGAAAGUGUGGCCGCUUCACUUCAGACAAUCAGAGAAGCAAUGACCAUUAGCUCCAGUGAAUCAUCUGAUGUUGAAAUAUUGGAUAAGGGAGUUGGAUGUAUAGGAGAAGGGGGACCAAGUACUUGGGAGCUGGAGGAGAAGGAACUCGCAGAGGAACAAGGUCACAAGGCCAUCCCAAUGUCCAAGAAAUCCCCUCAACCAGAAGUGGUCGUGUUGGAUUCUGACAGUGAAGAGGAAGAUGUUGUUAUUAUGGAGGGUGACCAGCUACAUACGCAACCAAGGGACGCAGUUGACAGCACAAAGAAAGUUUCUUCAGUACAGUCAACAAAUACUACACGAGUGCAAACAAAAAACAAACCAAAGAAACGGAAAGGAAAACCUUGAUAUUUAUUUAAUUUGUUGCAAUAAAUUUAUGUUGAAUAUA
This is a messenger RNA of Pecten maximus, 1475 nucleotides long. Its product is annotated as exosome complex component RRP45-like. The record is from RefSeq and is a predicted model, not a curated record. Bases 128 to 1435 code for a protein of 435 amino acids. NCBI's taxonomy places the organism in Eukaryota, Metazoa, Mollusca, Bivalvia, Pectinida, Pectinidae. Gene Ontology annotation, biological process: nuclear polyadenylation-dependent mRNA catabolic process; nuclear mRNA surveillance; U5 snRNA 3'-end processing. The transcript is spliced from 14 exons. Gene Ontology annotation, cellular component: cytoplasmic exosome (RNase complex); nuclear exosome (RNase complex).